Molecule: messenger RNA, 3065 nt
Organism: Aphanomyces astaci
Lineage: Eukaryota; Oomycota; Saprolegniomycetes; Saprolegniales; Verrucalvaceae
Exons: 5
Coding region: 30-2948 (972 amino acids)
Source: RefSeq, a predicted model, not a curated record
CACCGACGCAUUUGACGAGGCACCGGGUGAUGCUCUCAUCUACCGCCGCCGCCAUCGCGCGCCGGUCCUCUGCGCCGUCCGCGCUCUCGGGUCGCGCAGCCAAAUCGGAGGAAGUCCGCAACGCCAUCGACGCGACUUCCGACGCAUACGACCCCCAGCCACACGACGACAGUAUCGAUGUGUUGGAGAAAAAUCAAGAGGACGCGGACAACGUGACCAAGCAAGUGGACGCUACCGAAGCCGACAACAACCAGGAAGACAACGAAGUCCAACCAGUGCAAUCUUUACCCCCGUUGCAGCAAGAAUGCAAGCAAGACAGCAACGGGCUGGCCGACUUGGACGACAUUCAAGUGGCGCUGGAUGACGAGCAUGUAACACCAGAGGAUGUUCAAGUGACGUUGGAUGCUGAAGUAUCUUUUGACGCCGCCCAAUUUCUUGCCGACCAUCCCCUUCCUCCCAACACGACCCCCCUCUUGGCCACGGCUUGGAUCAUUCCAUGGGGGGCCGUGAAGCGCUCACACAACCAGCAGCAGCACGCCAUCGCGUGGCCUCAAGCGCUGUCCGACAUCGCACCGCCCCAUUUCCAAGCGGCAUUCCGACGCUACGACGGUUCGGACAAGGUGACGCUGGCCGUGCGCGCGGCGGCGACUUUCCUUACAGCUCGACAGAAUAAAGCGAAGGACCACAAUCAGCUCGUGUGGCUGGUGGGUCUUCGUCGCAUCGAUGCCGAAACUGCCCGGAUCAAGUCUGAACGGGAGUCGUGGGAUGCCAAGCAAGCCGCAGCGACCGCUCGCCGAGACUCGUACGUGGGAUCCCGCCGACUUCCGACGCGCAAGCCGACGUUCGUCGUUGGCUCGACUACCAAUAGUCUCGGUGAAGUCUCUCGUUACCGGGUGGCUGCGGCGGAGGCCGCUCGCGGCGAGUUUCUGGCCACGCGUCAGGCUCGCGCUGGGGCGGUUGUUGAGCGCGCCAAGGCGGUGAGCGCCGACGCCGCCGUGUUGCUGGGGCACUACAAGGUGGUCGCGGCCCAAGACUUGGAGGCGCGGCUCGCGCGCGCCGAAGUGCGCCGGACGAUCCACUUGGACAAGCGUCGACUGAUUGCGGGGCGCCACGGCAACUACGUCAAGUCGGUCUAUCUGACCAACAGGUACAUGGAGCGGCGCGAGGCGGAGCGGCUGGAUUUGGCCAUGGAAACGGCCAUCGCUAGACGAGACGCGCACGUGGAGUCAAUUCAAAGCCGCGCGAGGCGCCACAACGUGAGCGUGCAUUUCCGCGCCGGAUGUGCAUUUCGACUGUUUGACGCUCAGUGGCUCAACCAGGCCCUCCGAAGCGCGGCCGCCAUGCAAGCCGCAACCCUUCGACGUGAUGCCAUCCUCCAGGACCGGGUGGCGAGGCUGCAAGACGCUGCUGUUCGCCGCCAACAAGUCGCGCGGACACGUCUCCGUGUUGGCGUUGAAACGGCUUCGGCGAUCGCCCAGAACCUUGCCUCUCGAUUGCACGGAGCGUCCCGCCGUCGAAGUGCCCAGUUCGCAUGGGUGCGCCAUUGCAUCUCUGGACGCCGUGACCACUUACGCGCUCGAAAGAUCCAAGCCGCGCAUGUGGCCAAGCGAAUCGCCAAGGCGGCGGUACUGGACAAGGUGAACCAAGCCACCAAGCGCCGCGAAGGUUGGCUGGAGCGACGACGUGCGGCUACCGCGGCGCGGAAUUGGUACGCAAAGGUUCUGGCCCACCGCCAGCAGGAAGCCCGUGAAGAAGACGCGGCGGCCUUGGCGGCCCGCAUCAGCGACGAGCAAGAGGCGGCCGCGCAGAGGCGCGAGGAGUUUACACGCCCCUUGUUUUCGGAACUCGUGGCCCUGCGCAGUCAGCGCGUGCAGCAUGUGUUGCACUCGCAUCACCAACUCUUGGUGCGCUUGAGUGCGAGGAAAGAGGCGUUGGCGGCGGUGCGGCUAGCCGAGUUCGCGCACUUGCGCGCACGAGCAACACAUGCCGUGUGGCUGCAUACGCAACAGGUCACGGAGCGCCGCGAGCACGACCAUGUGUUCCGACAACAAUGCGUGGCGUCCCACGCGUUUGCGCGCCUCCGGUCGGCCGAGAUUCGACGAGCGUUGGCGCAAGACGCGAUCCGGGUCGCGGCGGAGGAGGACCGCACCCGCGGGGACGCCGCGCGCCUCCGCGUGCACAUCCACACGGAGGAACUGCGUGCAUUUUCGACCUUCCGACUGAUCCGGGCGGACGAAAAGCGAGCGCUGCGGCAGGCCGACAAGGUGUCGGCGGCGAUCUGGUUUCGCACCCAAGGGCAAUUGGCACGCACUCGAAACUUACUGCGCGAAGAGACGCUGCGCACUUCAAGUGCGCAAGCGAUGCAGGAAGCGGCGUUGCGCAAGUCCAUCGGGCUCACGCUCCGUGCGCGCAAGGGCUUUGUGGAGCGCGCCGUCGUCGCGACUCGUCAAAACUGCAUGCGACUCGUGUUGGCGGAAAAAGAGGCGGCGACCGCGACGAAACUGGAGCGAGCGGCGGCGCGGCGCCAAAACGAGCUGGUCGCCAAGCAGACGUCGGCGCGUCGGACGUUGGAUCGUGUGGUCCUCUCGCGCCUGGAGCGCCAGUCCACGGAGGUAGUGGACAACGCCAUCAAGACGGCAAUGCAAGCCACCAUCAACUUGCAAGCCGAGAGCCGUCGGUUCCAGGUGCUGCAGGCGCGGCAGCGACGGGCGCGCACGCAGACCCAACAUGCAACGACGAUCGCGCGGACCCUCAAGUCGACGCGGCGGCUGGCGGCGCAGUCCAAGAGGGAGGCCGCGGAAGGACGGGUGGAAGAGACGACGAAGCGACGAAAUGCGCUCAUGGCGGCGAGGAAACGAGGCCAGAGCACGGUGAGCCAGCUGCAGCCGUAUGCAGGGCUGCAAGUCGUGGGCACCGCCAUUACGUUGUGGCCACAGGCCGCCGCAUGAUGCGACGUUGCAUGAAGGAAGGCGAUGGAGAAGGGCGAAGAGAGGAAGACUGCGUGUAUAGAUAUAGCAACGAGUGCACAUAACAUUUGAAUUAACAAGGACACCUUUGCAUGUUGA